ACGUGCUCGCGUAGUAGGGCUUUCUGGGUUGUUUUGGAUCCAGUGGUAGCACAUGGAGACAACACGGCAUCAAAUUUGAAGCAACUUUAGUUUUACCGAGAACGCUGUCACCAUCUAGGCAUGUCAGCGGCAGGUCAGACGAGCGGAAGCCGGGAUAUCCCGGCCGUGAGGCGGGUCGCCGUCCUGGAAGCUGCCCACAUGCCCCAGGAUUACUCCACGACCCCCGGGGGGACCGUGUUCAGCACCACGCCCGGAGGAACUCGAAUCAUCUACGACAGGAAGUUCCUGCUUCAGUGUCGCACCUCUCCUUUGGCUCACACGCCUCCGAAGCUGCCCGAUAUCCCGGGAGUCACUCGGCCGUACAAACGGGAGUCCUCCACUGAGACCUGCCAGCCGGCAGCGAGUCAAAUCGAACAAAGCCAACAUACAGAGGGUGCAGGAGAAGAUGCCCAGUUUGACAUGGACAUUUGAAGAGGAUUGGUACUAUUUCUAACAUCUUCACGGUUGUUCUUUUGUCGAGUGUAGAAGUUUUUUUAAAAAGGUAGGGACUGUGGAAUAUAAAAUGAAGCUCCUCAAGAGGAAAUUGUACUUCUGCAUGGCUCCAUUGUUGGCAUUUGGGGUGUGAUUAAAAUCUCUUUUAACUAAACAUAAUAUUAUAGAAGAUAAUAAAGUGAGUAAACAGCUUUUAUAAUCAAGUACAAUAUUGUUUUUGUUGCUUGAAGUUAAUUUACACUUUUUUUUUGCAUGAUAAAAUUGUGUACUACACAGCUGUAUUCGCUGGAUGAGGAUUUUACAGUGGGAAUAAAAUGUAUGUGAAGUCUGGAA
Molecule: messenger RNA, 825 nt
Organism: Syngnathus typhle (broad-nosed pipefish)
Lineage: Eukaryota; Metazoa; Chordata; Actinopteri; Syngnathiformes; Syngnathidae
Product: eukaryotic translation initiation factor 4E-binding protein 1-like
Exons: 3
Coding region: 121-471 (116 amino acids)
Biological process (GO): negative regulation of translational initiation
Cellular component (GO): cytoplasm
Molecular function (GO): eukaryotic initiation factor 4E binding
Source: RefSeq, a predicted model, not a curated record